Messenger RNA from Gilbertella persicaria, 786 nucleotides. RefSeq lists its product as uncharacterized. The transcript has a single exon. Lineage: Eukaryota; Fungi; Mucoromycota; Mucoromycetes; Mucorales; Choanephoraceae. The record is from RefSeq and is a predicted model, not a curated record. The coding region runs from base 1 to 786 and encodes 261 amino acids.
AUGUUGAGACACACCACCCAAAGCCUUGUUAGAGCCAAUAGUUGGAAGAAUCAAACUGUUUAUUCUUGUAUCAGAACUUAUGCAACACCUAAUGAUAAAGAACCCAAGGCACCUCUCUCACAACGUUUAGGAGGUACUGGACGUGGUCGUAUUCUUGAUGGCGCCAGUGAUCCUUUUGCUGCUUUCUUGGCUAACGCAAAGACUAACCGUAACCGCAAUGGUAACUUUGUUCCUCGUCACAAUAAGAAAAAGACCAAUGACAACAAGGAUCAAUUUGCUGAUGCUGCUGAACCUGUUGAAAAGAAGCAACAACCUCGUCAAAACAGAAACAGACCUAAUAAUAACAACAACAACAACAACAACAACAAUAGAAACAAACAACAGUUGGGUGAAUUCAAGAACAACAACAGACGUACUCCAAACAACAACAACAAUAAAAAGUUCAAUGUGCGUAAAGCAGCACCUCAAGAAGUCCGUACUCGUCGUGCUACUACAUUCAUUGAUAAAGACAUUGAUUGGACAUCAUUUGAAACUACUACAUUGUCUACAGAACAACAAGCAGAUCAAGUUGCUGAUGAUAACAGUGAAUUAGUCAUGAAGGAUAUGGCGGGUGAUUAUGAUAGAUACUUGAGUGUGGGUACAGAUGUUGCAUGGUCGAAUGUGAUUCAGGGUAGCACUGUGAGUAAUUUGGUAGGCAGUAAUGCUACUUUUGAUCUUCAACAAAAGACCGCCUUUUUAGCUGCUGUAUCAAAAGCAACAGGUGGAAACACAGUUGCAAGAAACUAA